Gastrolobium bilobum is the source of this 896-nucleotide messenger RNA. Its product is annotated as molybdopterin synthase sulfur carrier subunit. The coding region runs from base 288 to 596 and encodes 102 amino acids. Gene Ontology annotation, cellular component: cytosol. Gene Ontology annotation, biological process: Mo-molybdopterin cofactor biosynthetic process. The transcript has 2 exons. The record is from RefSeq and is a predicted model, not a curated record. Lineage: Eukaryota; Viridiplantae; Streptophyta; Magnoliopsida; Fabales; Fabaceae.
AUCUGUGCAAUGGUCUGACACAAUUUUAAAUCAUUUGCACCGAAAAUUGGACCAAAGACUAGUCCACCUGAACGUCACUGCGUACCAUCUGAAGCGCACUGUAAUAAAAAUUAUAUUCAUAUCAAAUUUAAUUCGCACCCCCAUCACGCAAGAGUAUCACUUCCCUCUGCUAUUCUGUUCUACGCUCUUCUAUAAGAUUGAAUUUUCAGCAUUUUGCAGGAAACAUGUCUUGAGUUGUGUCCACUAGUUUGUCUCUAGCUGCUUAUUGUAUAAAGGAAGGAGAUAUCAUGGAAGGAGACAGUAAGACUUGGGAUGGAGAUGACGCGCACAGCAAGAAAGAAAGUUGUUUGGUGAAGAUAAAAGUGUUGUUUUUUGCUAGAGCCCGCGAUCUUACUGGCCUGAGUGAGAUGCCAUUGGAAGUGCUAUCUGGAAGUACUACUAAUGAUUGUUUGAAAAAUAUUCUUGCCAAGUUUCCAAGUUUGGAAGAAAUACGAGGGUGCAUGGUUUUGGCUCUGAACGAGGAGUAUACAACGGAGUCAGCAAUGGUUAAAGACAAAGAUGAGUUGGCCAUAAUACCUCCAAUAAGUGGUGGUUGAACAACUUAAUUUAUUACUGCAGUGUACUUCCACUUUUGUACUCUCGUAAAUAUCAUUCUGAAAAAUUCUGAAUUUGAAUAAAUACUGAUAAGUUUAUAAGUAGUCAUUUGAGGGUAAUAAAGGUGUAGUUCUCAGGAGUUUAACCUUUCUCACCAUACAUGUUAACUGAUAAUUUUAUUGGGGAGUGUAGGUUGAUUGAAAAUAAUAUUUUAACCAAGAAGUUCAACCUUUUAUGAUGUCCAACUCUAUGAAAUUACCCUUCCACUAUGCGUAAUGAGAAUGAUUGUAAAUUGUAUACUU